AGGGUUCUUUAGGCAAAUGUAAUACACCAAAGCCUGGGACUUUGGACUUUGUUGGAAAGGCAAAAUGGAAUGCAUGGAACGAUUUGAGUGAUUUAUCACAGGGAAUGAGAUGUUACUCGUUGGAAAAGAAACUGACUGCGGUCGAAGCUUGUAACUACGGUUUGGUAACAGAAGUUAUUCCUCAAGCCGAAAUUGAAAAAGAAAUUAACAACAGAAUGAAAUACAUGGCUGCGUUGCCGCCGAAGUCGCUCUCAUUGUCCAAGAAAUUAUGUUGCUCAGUUGAGCUGGAGAAACUUCACGAUGUGAAUAAUAAAGAAUGCGAAGUGCUUGCUCAAAAUGGCUCUCGGAGGAAUGCGCGCAAGCAGUGAUGACUUUUACAACGCAAAUCAAAAAUGUAGUUGAAACAUUAAGUUGAUUCUUGUUUAUGAAAUGUUCGAUGCAUUUUCUUUCUGUGUAUGUUAUUCAGUUUGAUAAAAACCAUUUCCACCAAA
Xenia sp. Carnegie-2017 is the source of this 491-nucleotide messenger RNA. RefSeq names its product enoyl-CoA delta isomerase 2-like. The record is from RefSeq and is a predicted model, not a curated record. The transcript has 3 exons. NCBI's taxonomy places the organism in Eukaryota, Metazoa, Cnidaria, Anthozoa, Malacalcyonacea, Xeniidae. Bases 105 to 368 code for a protein of 87 amino acids.